Messenger RNA from Taeniopygia guttata (zebra finch), 1411 nucleotides. It is a transcript of the gene RGS1, whose product is annotated as regulator of G protein signaling 1. Lineage: Eukaryota; Metazoa; Chordata; Aves; Passeriformes; Estrildidae. The record is from RefSeq and is a predicted model, not a curated record.
CCGAAAGGGGAACUUCCCGAGUUUGUGAUGAAGAUACAUGAUAAAGAGCUCUGCUCACACCAGCUCUAAGGGCUGCCUGCGUCAAUAAAAGGCAGCAACAGAGGCAGCAAGCUGUCAUUUGGGGCUGGAGGAUCAUCAUGGCCAGGGGUGCUUCAUGUUAAAGCCAAGGAAAAUGUCUGGAUUCUUUUUCUCCCACAACAACAUGAAUGAAUUAAAUGGAAAAGAAGAUCGCAAGCUUGCAAAAGGCAUAAUAAAAGUCCAUAAAAAGAAGCAAAAGGCUUGUGGUGCAGAUCUCAAAAGUUAUUUGAAGUGCGUGAUGCCACAUAUCGAAUCUGGGUUCAAGACCUCCAGCUCUAGAAAUGUCAUGCUUUCUGCAGAGGAAGUUAUUCAGUGGUCACAGUCUUUGGAAAAGCUCUUGGCCAGCCAAAGUGGUCAAGGUGUCUUUCGGGAGUUCUUGAAGUCAGAGUUCAGCGAGGAAAACAUCGAGUUCUGGUUGGCAUGUGAGGAUUACAAGAAAACCAAGUCUGAUCACUUACAUGGCAAAGCAGAGAAGAUAUACGAGGAGUUUGUUCAGUCAGAUGCCAUUAAGCAGAUCAAUAUUGACUAUCAGAUAAGGGAAGCAACAGCCAAAAAGGCUCAAGACCCAACUCACACAAGUUUUGAUGAAGCCCAGAAAACAGUGUACAUCCUUAUGGAAAGAGAUUCCUAUCCCAGAUUUUUAAAAUCCAAAUCCUACCUGAACCUUUUGAACCAGCUGCAAACCAACACUUCAAACCUAUGAAGAGAUCCUUCACAGUGGUUGGAUCUUGCCAAGGAAAAUCCCUGUCUUGGGAGGAGGGGUAUGAGGGAGAUCCAAAUAGCUCCACAGGCAAUGGAACAUCCUGUGGAUCCUGAUCUCCACAAGAUGCAGGAUAAAAGCUGGUGAGGCUAUCAUAAGGGUGAGAGCAGCACAGGGAGAAAAUCCCCUCCUCCACAGAGUCAAGGCAGGAUAUGGAAACCCAAGGUUUGACCUGCACUAUGAAUACUGAACUGUGACUUAGAUCCCAAAGAACUGCUGAUUGUUAGGAAAUGCAAGACUUGCAAGCUGAGCAUGGGGAAAAGAUUAUCAAGUUCAGAAGAAAAACUAGGAUGACUGACAGUUUUUGGCAUAACAAGAAAACGCCAAAACAAUGACAUCUCUUUUAAAAAUCGGUGAAGUGUUAAUAGGUAUGAAUUCCACAAUGCUGUUGUGCUAUGUAAAUAUAUUCUAAAUUGAUGUGUCUUAAAAUCUAUAUGGUCUAAAUUAUAUAAGAUUUGUAUAAGCUGUAUUUUUAUUAAGUUGGUAUUCAACAGGCAGAUAUGUAGCAUCUUUGCUGUUUAAUUUAUUGAAAAAUAAUAGGUAACUCUUCAUUAAAAUACAGUUAAAAAUAAA